Messenger RNA from Wallemia mellicola CBS 633.66, 1672 nucleotides. RefSeq names its product zf-UBP-domain-containing protein. Gene Ontology annotation, biological process: protein ubiquitination; Ras protein signal transduction. Lineage: Eukaryota; Fungi; Basidiomycota; Wallemiomycetes; Wallemiales; Wallemiaceae. Bases 47 to 1624 code for a protein of 525 amino acids. The record is from RefSeq and is a predicted model, not a curated record. Gene Ontology annotation, cellular component: cytoplasm. Gene Ontology annotation, molecular function: ubiquitin protein ligase activity; zinc ion binding. The transcript has 2 exons.
CGUGAAUAGCGCGAUAUUAAGACGCACAUCAAUUAGUAACACAGAUAUGGAAAGAGCUAGUAGCAGCACGCAGAGUACGACGACACCAUCACCACCGAUAGCGAAAUACUACCCAUCUGCAAGAGAAGGGGAGGUCGAUAUGACUGGAGUUGUCCAUCUUUUUAAGGAUUCGCGAUCAUUAGAAGAGAGUGAUAGUGAUGUUAUGAAUGAACUGAAUUAUAUACAGACAUCAACAAGCGCAGGUGGCGGAUCAACAGAACGUAAUGCGAUCGUUGGUAUAUUGGCAGUACCAUCUUCUAUGUCUCCAUCUGAUUUACUUGAAUUUAUCAGACCUGCUUUGGACGCUAUAUCGCAUAUACGAAUAUUGCGUGACGCGGCCCCGAAUCGUUAUAUCACGCUUAUAAAGUUCAAGGAUUAUCGUGAUGCAUUAGAGUUUAAGGAGAUGUACGAUGGUAUUCCUUUCUCGAGUUUGAAUGAAGAGAUAUGUCGUGUUGUACGCAUAUCUUCAGUGAAGAUCCAAGACACAAAGGAAAGCGCAUCGUUUGACAAUUUUGGUGAUGGUUGGAUAUCUAAACAUCCACAACAACAACAGUGCACAGAAUUGCCAACAUGUCCAGUAUGUCUUGACAGGAUGGAUGGUAGCACGACCGGAUUGAUGACAAUCCCUUGUAAUCAUAGCUUUCACUGCAGCUGUCUCUCUGCAUGGCCAAACUCCCGAUGUCCUGUUUGCCGCUACUCGUUGCCGAAAUUUCAGCCAGCAAAGCGCGAUGAAAUGCGCACGCAGUGCGCAAGUUGUGGGAAGGUGGAGGAUUUGUGGAUUUGUCUCAUAUGUGGUCAUGUCGGCUGUGGUCGCUACGGCCCUGGCCAUGCUUAUAGACAUUACGAGCAGACUACACAUCUCUUCUCACUCGAUCUCGAAACACAACGUGUGUGGGAUUAUGCAGGUGAUGGAUACGUUCACAGGUUGAUUCAGAAGUCUGAUGGUAAGGUCGUUGAGCUUCCCUCAGCGACUUCUCAUUCCCUUGGGUCGUCGAAAGGAAAAGAAAGCGCUGAUGGUAAUACAGACAAGGGUGGUGCGAAUGAUGAAAUUGUUGCUAUGGAGUUCUCCUCUCUCCUUGCAUCACAACUCGACACUCAGAGGUCCUAUUAUGAGGAACAGCAGCUAGAACUACAUGCACGUCUAGAAAGCCUUGAAAGUGUCGUAGAAGCUCAAAAACAUUCUCGGGAAAGCGAUGACGAUCUUAGGAAAGAGAAUGCAAGGCUAGAGAAGAAGGUAAUAAAAUCCAACGAGGUACUCCAUCAUGUUCGCAGACAAGCAGAAGAAGAAAAGUCAUUCUCAGAGGGACUUCUCACGCGUAUCGACAAAUUGAUCGAGCAGAAUGAAAGUCAAAGUCAAAUAAUAUCAACACUGACAGCAGAAAACGGGGAUUUGAAAGAAAACGUACGAGACUUGAUGUUUUUUGUUGAAGCACGUGAUAAAGUACCAGCUUUGGCGGGAGGUGAGCUCUCCGGAGGGACAGUCGGGAUUGCUGCACCUGCACCUGCGCCAUCGACAUCGAGCCAGAAGAAGAAGAAGAAGAAGGAGAAAGAGAAGGAGAAGAGGGGGGAUAACACAACUAAAUAGCCCUAGCAUAAGUUAUAAUUGUAUUGUUGUAUGAAUAGCUCUUUGAUC